AUGCAGUUCUCUAUCGCCUCCGUUGCUUUCCUCACUCUGGCUGCUGCUCAAUCCUCUUCCAAGCCCAAGCGAACUGUCUACGAGACUAUCACCUCUUGCACUGGUGAGUGCUCUCUUAUUGCUGAGCCCACUUUCGGUCUUCUCGGUAAGAACCAUACCGGCUUUGGCAACGCUACCGCUACCGGUGUUGCCAACUCCACCGUCCCCGCGGUUUCUUCUACCCCCGUUGUGGUCAACUCUACGAAGUCCUUCGUCAACACUACCGUUGGCCCGUCUUCUUCUGUUGCCUCUACUACCAAGGCCGUCAGCAAUGUGACCAUCACCUCAGCCUCCGGCUCUGCUUCUGAGGCCUCUGCCACCGUUGCUUCUGCGUCUGAGGCCGUCCCCACCACUGCCGGCUCCGCUACUGCCGAGAAGGCCAACAUGGGUGCCCUUAACACCGUCGGUGCCGUUGUUGUCGGUGCCGCCGUCAUGGCCGCUCUCCUUUAA
Molecule: messenger RNA, 489 nt
Organism: Yarrowia lipolytica CLIB122
Lineage: Eukaryota; Fungi; Ascomycota; Dipodascomycetes; Dipodascales
Source: RefSeq, a predicted model, not a curated record